Trypanosoma cruzi is the source of this 1443-nucleotide messenger RNA. RefSeq lists its product as uncharacterized. The record is from RefSeq and is a predicted model, not a curated record. The coding region runs from base 1 to 1443 and encodes 480 amino acids. Lineage: Eukaryota; Euglenozoa; Kinetoplastea; Trypanosomatida; Trypanosomatidae. The transcript has a single exon.
AUGCCGUCGUCCUCGCAGAUGAGGAAGGAGGAGGCGGAGCUCCGCAAGAUAGCCAAGCAGUCGCGGCUUUCCCGCAAGGAGUCGGCGGCGAGAGAACGUCGACAAGAAAAGCGCAUGAAGAACGCAACGGGGCCCACCACCAACACCACCCAAACUAGACGGAGGGGCGCCAUUAUUUUGCCUUCUGAAGUGGAGGAGAUGCGACAGCGGAUGCUCACGGAUACCCCUUCUGCAACGUCGGGACGCGCGAAGCGCGGCAGCGUGAACGUGGGCGGGGAUAAAAAAAAGGGAGUGAAGCGGCAACGCCCUUCUUCCGCCUCUCCAGCAUCAUCGGCAUCGUCGAAGCACCCCCGUUUACAAGAACCACCGUAUGGCAUUGAGGUGCACUACAAGAAGGAACAAAUUCUUGUGGAUGUGAAACUGCACCAUGUUCCCCCGGUACAUGUGGAUGUUAGCGAGACGACGGACGAGAUGCUUGUUGUUGACACGAGUAAGCACACAAAGAAGUACCGACUGGAGCUUCCUAUACCGGAAGGAAUGCGCAUUAGCUCCAAUCAGGCGGAAUACGAGUUUGAUGUUAAAAAUGGCGUACUAAAUUGUGUGCUGCCCAUCAAGGGUGAAAUUCCUAAUUCGCUGAAGGCAGAAAGGGAGAAGAUACUGGAGAAUAUACGCAGGCAGAAGGCUCUGCGCUUUCGUAUCAGCGAAGACGGAGAGCUGAAGGUACGUAGUCGAAGGGCCCUACUAGCAAAGAGCGAAGGGGCACAGGCGGCUCUAAUGGAGGAGGAAAGGAAGAAAAAGACGCAGGCUCAACAGGAAGUUGUUGACGCCGAGGCUGGUGAAGAUGAGGACAAAAAUAAGGAGGAGACAGCGGCAGCAACCGACUCCAGUAAAAGGGAAGCGCAGGGAACAAAGACGCAUCCGAAAAGGAAGAAGAAUAAUGCAACCGAGGAGGAAGAGCCGCCCAAGAAGCGCAGCAAGAAGGAGAUCUCCUUAACUCCUCACGCCGGGGUGGAACGGACGCACGAUUUUCACAAGGGCGGAAGCGACACAAGUGACCAGCCGGAACGGCAAACCCCACGACCGAAUACAAAGAAGGCCGCUGGUAGCAGCGUGUUUGACGAGGAGCACAAGAAGGCGUUGGAAAUUGCAAAGUCUGCCGAAAAGGCUGCGCAGAUGACACUGCGGGAGAGAAUAGCACACGCCAAGUUGUUGCAGAGAAAGAUGCAGGAGCGUCUUUUGGUCCGCAGCUCCCGCCGCAAAUUGCGGUCAGAGAGGACGCAGGAGUCCCUUUCCCGUAUUCUAGAAGAGCAGAAGCGCCAACUCUUAGCACGAGCCGAGUUGAAUGCCUCGAUAGCAGCGUCGGAAAAGAAGACAGCAGCGGGCCGAAAGGAGAACGGAAAGACCGUCACCUUUGCAGUCGGGACGAAGGAAGCAGGGGAAUAA